AUGCAUGAUAAGCGGCGAACGAACGAGGCACGGUCGCUCUCCGACAUGAGGCGCGUUGCACUUGCCAGUGCUGCCCUGGCCUUCUGUCUGCCCGCCCAAUGGGUGGCAGAUGCCUCUGCUGCUGUGGCAUGCCUCACGGCUGCGACUGGCCGGCGCCUCGGCGCGUCAGCUCGGCUCGGCGUAGCGAUAGUGGCCAGCGCAACUCGCCUGGACUCAACGCUCAGCCAGGAGCUCCCGCACGCGCUGGCGCGAGUCAUGGCGCAUGCAACGCGCCUGAAUGCUCGCCUCGCCUCGCGCAAAUGCGACCCCAGCGCGCCGAGCAACGAUCGCCCGUCGCCCUCCGCGACGCGGCCAGCGCCGCUUAUCAUGCUGGGGCCGGCCUCGGACGGACCCGCGGUAUCGGUCGGGCUGCUGGUCGAGGCGCCCGAGCGCAGCCGCCAGCGGCGCCUGCGAUGGCUCGGCGCCGCCGCUGCCCUCGCACUCCAUGCCGGCCUCCUGCUUGUGUUUUAUGCAAGCGGCGGCAGCUUGAGUGCGCCGUCGCUCAGGCAGCGCUUCGACGCAUACGACGGGGACGGCGACGGAAGGAUUACGACAGACGACGCCCGCCAGCUCCUGCUCGACUCCGACGUCUGCUGUCCAACUCCAGAAGCUGCUGCUGAGGCCGUCGCGGAAAUGGACUCGGACGUCGACGGUAGGACAUAUGCGCGCAACGUCGCUGUAGGCCACGUGGAGUGGGGCGAGUUCAAGCUAAGCCUGGACCGCCCAGUGACGGUGGCGAAGCCGGCAACGCGGGCUGCCGACAGCGGCGGAGCUGACGAGCGCACUGACGUACCCAGCGCCGGGGAGGCACUCGCGUGGGGGCAGUGCGGCGGGCGCCGCCCGACUGACACGCGCCCGUGCGCCGACGGCGCGUUGUGUAUUGUUCGGAACGAACGCACAAACUUCAGCCAGUGCGUUCCGAGCAAUCCACAGCGGGAUCCCUCGAUGAAUGCGCCCGGGGACUCCGCAGGGGGGCAGGCGGGUUCCGACGAGCCGCCGCGCCGUGCCACGCCGUCUGGACCGCUGGACAUCGGUGGAGCGCCGGCGACGUACGACGACCCCGACUUUGCGGCGCUCGGCACCACACACGGCGAUCCUGCCCGGUUUCCGCGUUGGCUACUGCUCGUCAUGACGGCGGUGGUCAUGCCGGGAGACACCGCGUGA
This is a messenger RNA of Emiliania huxleyi CCMP1516, 1203 nucleotides long. RefSeq lists its product as hypothetical. Lineage: Eukaryota; Haptophyta; Isochrysidales; Noelaerhabdaceae. Gene Ontology annotation, molecular function: cellulose binding; calcium ion binding. The record is from RefSeq and is a predicted model, not a curated record. The transcript is spliced from 5 exons. Gene Ontology annotation, cellular component: extracellular region. Bases 1 to 1203 code for a protein of 400 amino acids. Gene Ontology annotation, biological process: carbohydrate metabolic process.